CAAGUGCCUCUGGAACAUCCUCUUUAAUGACGUAAUCACAGUGCGCGUUGCUGCUCUUUCUAUCUUUCAACACGGGUUAGCUAGAUUUCACUCAACAGCUUAAGUAAAGAUGCCUCUGCCACCGGCACUGUUGGCUCGACUUGCCAAAAGAGGGAUUCUAAAACACUCAGAUCAAGAUGCGGAUGAGGAGAUCAUUGCUGAGGACUACGAUGACAACAAUGUUGAUUAUGAAGCCACGGCGCGUGAGAAGUUACCUCCCAACUGGUACAAAGUAUUUGACCCUAUCUGUGGACUGCCAUACUACUGGAAUGUUGAAUCUGACCUGGUUGCAUGGCUGUCCCCAACCGACCCCACAUCAGUAAUCACUAAAUCUGCAAAGAAGUUGAGGGGUAAGAAUCCUGGCAUCCAGCACAGAAUACUUCUGCAUGUUUGUUGUUUUCACACAGAUUCAAUAUUUAAGAAAUUAAUUAAUCCUGACAAUCCCACUAACCUCAAAAUAUCUGAAUCUGUCUUUCUUGCAGAAGGUGGAGAGGACCGAGAAAGACAAUUUGAGAAGCCAGACAGAGAGAGGGAACGAGAGAGGGACAGAGAUCGGGAAAUGGAGAGGGAAAGGGAUAGGGAAAGAUUGAGGGAUGAAGGUAGGGAUCGAGACAGACGUAUGCAGAGGAGAGAAGAUGCAGCACCCUAUAACAAGAACAAACGAGGAAGAAAGGAUGAGGAGAUGGACCCAAUGGACCCCAGUGCCUAUUCCGAUGCUCCCAAGGGCACGUGGUCCACUGGCUUGCCAAAGCGCAACGAGGCGAAGACGGGGGCAGACACCACGGCAGCAGGUCCUUUGUUCCAGCAGCGACCAUACCCCAGCCCCGGCGCUGUACUCAGGGCCAACGCGGCCAAUAAAAAGCCCCCCAGUGACGACGAUGAUGAAAAAGAUUGAUCAUAGGGCUUCACAAUGAGGAGAAACUGACAGAGCCGUGAGCUACUUGUGUGCUACGUUUGGUGAACUUUACUAUGGAUACUUAAGUUACCAUUCUGUUGUCAAUCCAUAUACACGUAGAAUGUAAGACUCCUAAGCGGUGUACUGUCAAACAGGAUCAAUGAGUCAACCAUUUAAGUGUGAAACGGACAUGGUCAGUCUGACGCGAUAACCAAAAACAUAUCUCCAUUUAACUUUCUUAAUAAACACAAUGAAAGAGGAA
Molecule: messenger RNA, 1196 nt
Organism: Esox lucius (northern pike)
Lineage: Eukaryota; Metazoa; Chordata; Actinopteri; Esociformes; Esocidae
Gene: pqbp1
Product: polyglutamine binding protein 1
Exons: 6
Coding region: 110-934 (274 amino acids)
Biological process (GO): alternative mRNA splicing, via spliceosome
Cellular component (GO): nuclear body; cytoplasm
Molecular function (GO): protein binding; ribonucleoprotein complex binding
Source: RefSeq, a predicted model, not a curated record